GCCUGCAGAGGAACGCCUUCACCGGCAGUGCAGCGACACUUUAAAAGUGUUUGUCAAACUUUCCUGUCGUGAUUUCAAUAUGGGGAAGCUGGGAUUCGUCUCGAUUUUGGUGGCCGUGUUGGCGGUGCUGUUUGGAGAGAGAAUUUACAGCUUGAGGAAAAGAGCUCUGGCUACAAGAGAACUGGUGAAGAAUCACCUCCCCAACUGUGUGCUGCUCGAAAAUCUGGAACAUGGCUCUGAAGAUAUCACGAUCCUUGGAGACAGGCUCGCCUUUAUCAGCACUGGUCUGAAGUUUCCUGGAAUCCCAUCCUCAGAUGAACCUGGAAAGAUCUUUGUCCUUGAUCUAAAAGAUUCCCGGAUGAAACCAAAGGAGCUGCGUAUGCCGAGAAACUUCGACCUAGAAACGUUCAACCCUCAUGGUAUCAGCCUUUACACCGAUCCAAAUGAUGAUGCCGUCUACCUCUUUGUUGUCAACCAUCCUCAUCAUAAAAGCCAAAUUGAGGUGUUCAAAUUUGUCGAGGAAGAACUCUCCCUUGUGCAUCUGAAAACCAUAAAACACGAACUUCUCUACAGUGUAAACGAUAUUGUCGCAGUGGGAGUUGACAGCUUCUACGCCACCAAUGAUCACUACUUUGAGAACCAAUUCCUUAAAAGUUAUGUUGAGAUGUUAUUGUGUCAGCCGUGGGGUAAUGUUGUGUACUACAGUCCCACGGAAGUCAAAGAGGUCUCUCGGGGUUACUACAUGGCAAAUGGAAUCAACAUCUCACCGGACAAACGGCACAUAUAUGUGGCAGAUCUGCUUGACCAUAACGUGCACGUGUUGGAACGGAAAGAAGAUAAUGCACUGACUCGUGUGAAGACUGUGGCUGUGGGUUCACUCGUUGACAACAUUGAAGUUGAUCCUGAAACUGGUGACCUUUGGGUGGGCUGCCACCCGAACGGAUGGAAGGCCCUCCUGCUCGACCCCAAUGACCCCGCUGGAUCAGAGGUCAUCCGCAUCCAGAACAUCCUCUCUGAUAAGCCGCAGGUGACUCAGGUGUAUGAAGACGAUGGCCACGUGCUCAUUGGUUCCUCUGUAGCAACCACCUAUGGUGGAAAGUUGCUCAUUGGCACUGUGUUCCAUAAAGCCUUGGUCUGUGAUCUGAAGUAGGUGAUGACUCUUUAGGUGAUGUGAGCAGUAAGCAGAGGGAAAGAAAACACUCAAAUUCAAUGAAGUUCAAUGAAAAAACAAGGAAAUCCAGCUUUAACUUUUUAUUCUAUAAGAUUAAACACUGAUGAUUUGAAUGAUACACAGCAAUUGUAUGUGAAGAAUGCAGUUCACCCUGAUGUGCUAGACUGGAUCUGAUAACAGAAACUAAAUAUGGGCAUGGCUAAAGAGACGCUGAAGGUAAAGAAAACAUCUGUCAGAGCUUUGGAGACUAAAACGUAUUUGAAAUUGAGGUGAUUUCACACACUGAAAUGAUUGAACUGUCCAGAUUUUUGAUUCAUUGUGAAAUAUUUUAAUUCAGACAUCGAGAAAAAUCCAUAGAGUUGCUUUGCUGUGUAUCACAAAAAGAUAUUUUUCAGUGGUGAGCUAAAAAUGUGAAAUAUUGUCACAGGCAGUGUCUGUAACUGGGUACUUUCUAUGUUUUUAAGCUAAAAUGGUGAAUAAUUUGACUAAAUAAAACAAAACGAAAAAGGAAAAGA
This is a messenger RNA of Amphiprion ocellaris (clown anemonefish), 1686 nucleotides long. Its product is annotated as serum paraoxonase/arylesterase 2-like. NCBI's taxonomy places the organism in Eukaryota, Metazoa, Chordata, Actinopteri, Pomacentridae. The record is from RefSeq and is a predicted model, not a curated record. Bases 80 to 1150 code for a protein of 356 amino acids. Gene Ontology annotation, molecular function: arylesterase activity. The transcript is spliced from 9 exons.